Sebastes umbrosus (honeycomb rockfish) is the source of this 2409-nucleotide messenger RNA. Its product is annotated as sodium- and chloride-dependent GABA transporter 2-like. The transcript has 16 exons. Gene Ontology annotation, cellular component: membrane. Bases 157 to 2052 code for a protein of 631 amino acids. NCBI's taxonomy places the organism in Eukaryota, Metazoa, Chordata, Actinopteri, Perciformes, Sebastidae. Gene Ontology annotation, biological process: sodium ion transmembrane transport. The record is from RefSeq and is a predicted model, not a curated record.
CGAGGACAGCCUGUUCUGCAUGGGACAGCCAGUGUGUUUGUGUGUGUGUGUGUGUGUGUGUGUGUGUGGCAUCCAUCAGGACACGCCUUCUUUAGAAUAAAGCUUUUUUUCUUCAAACUUCACUCAGUAGACUAGAAGGGAAAGCUCACGGAGACCAUGACUGAGGAGACAGCCAGAGGGGCUCCAUCUGGAGGGUCGGGGCCAGAGAAAGGGGAUCCUGAGGAAGGAGUUCAGCCGAGGGAGAAAUGGGCCAACAACACGGAGUUCAUUCUCUCCAUGGCUGGAGAAAUCAUUGGCCUCGGGAAUGUUUGGCGUUUCCCCUAUCUGUGCUACAGGAAUGGAGGGGGUGUCUUCUUCAUCCCUUACUUUGUGUUCCUCUUCUUCUGUGGCAUCCCUGUGUUCUUCCUGGAGACGGCGCUGGGCCAGUACACCAGUGAGGGCGGGGUGACCGCCUGGAGGAAGAUAUGCCCCAUGUUCGUGGGAGUGGGGAUUGCGUCCCAAGUGAUCGUGGCCUAUCUGAACAUCUACUACAUCGUGGUGUUGGCCUGGGCUAUCUUCUACCUGUAUAACUCCUUCAAAAGCCCGUUGCCCUGGUCCACAUGUGACAACUGGUGGAACACCGAGUUAUGUCACGGUCGCAAUAGCUUGUACGCCAACCCCCAUUUGUUUCAACCUGGCUCCAACUGGUCGUUCCUAAACAACUUCACCAUACCCGACUACUUUGUAAAUGUCACUUACACGAGUGAAGAUGAACCUUACUCGUUUGAAAAGUCACCGGAAGAGGAGUUCUGGACUCACCGUGUGUUAAGGAAAUCAGAUGGCAUGUUCCUGGGCAACUUAAACUGGGACCUGGCUUUGUGUCUCCUGCUUGCCUGGAUCGUGUGUUACUUCUGCAUCUUUAAGGGAAUCAAAUCCACAGGAAAGGUGGUGUACUUCACCGCGACAUUCCCCUACCUGAUGCUGAUCAUCCUCUUCUUCCGUGGAGUGACACUCCCAGGAGCCUGGCAGGGAGUGGAAUAUUACCUCACUCCCAACUGGGACAAGAUCGCUGAUCCAAAUAUAUGGCGUGACGCAGGGACGCAGGUGUUCUUCUCCUACGCCGUGUGUCAGGGAGUGCUGACCGCUCUGGGGAGCUACAACAAAUACAACAACAACUGCUACAGGGAUUGCUUGGCACUAUGUUGCCUGAACAGUGCCACCAGUAUCUUUGCUGGUUUCGCUGUGUUCUCAGUGCUGGGAUUCAUGGCUUACGACAUGGGCAUGUCGAUGGAUGAAGUCGUUUCUAGCGGUCCUGGUCUGGUGUUUAUAGCUUAUCCCAGGGCUCUGUCGUUGCUGCCCGGCUCAUCCUUCUGGGCCGUGCUCUUCUUCCUCAUGGUCCUCUUCUUGGGCCUGGACACGCAGUUUGUGUGUGUGGAGAGCCUGGCCACGGCCAUCACAGACCUGUUCCCACGUCAGCUGAGGAGGCGGGGCGGCAGAGAGGUGCUGGUCCUGGUCAUCGCUGUGGUCUGUUUUCUACUGGGGCUGCCGUGCCUCACUCAGGGAGGGAUAAUCAUCUUCGAGCUCGUUGACACCUACGGUCCCAGUGGAAUCAGCCUCCUCCUUAUUGCCUGUUGUGAGACCAUUAUCAUUGGCUGGGUGUACGGUGCGGACCGUUUCUAUGACAACAUUGAAGACAUGAUCGGGUACCGACCAUUCCCCGUGCUGAAGUACUGCUGGUUGUUCAUCACGCCGCUCAUCUGUGGAGUCACAAUGCUGUAUGACCUGGCAAACACAGUCCCCCUGGAGAUGUUUUAUGGACGCAGCAGCUGGGGCAUAUUGGGCAUGCUGCUUAUCGCCACUCCCCUGAUAUGCAUCCCAGCAUUCAUUUUGGUCUCACUGUACCGGAAUUGCGACAACAUGACGACACCAUCCAGCGAUCUGCGUCAGGCUCAACCACACAAGCCGAUUCUCACACUGUGUAAACGCGUCAUCUUCGGGGCGCAGGUGCAGCCAAACAGGCAUGUGGAGGAACCCAACGAGAAGAUGAUGAUGGGGGAACCCAGCAUGGUUUGAUGGUCACUGAUGAACAGCAAAUUAUGGUGCAUAGAUGUCAUCAUUGAAUCAUUUUUUAAUCAUAUGCAAUCUUUUAUUAAUGUUUACACAUUUCAUGAGUAUUCAGGGACAGUUGAGUUUUUUUAUGUUGUGUUUUUUUUGUUUUGUUGGUACAUUAGUUUAACAUUUUUAAUCUUUUUAUAUAAUAAAUAACAAUGGAAAAGUCCCAUACAGUGUUCAUUUUUAUAUACAUCUAUAAUCCUAUGUAUUAUAAGUGGCUUACAAAAGUACUUCACUGUUGAAGCAUUUAACUCCUAUAAUACUGUCGGACUCACAAUUGACAGUUUUAAAAAAAUAAAUAUCAAAGUCAAUGCUGCA